Messenger RNA from Maniola jurtina (meadow brown), 1847 nucleotides. It is a transcript of the gene fbp, whose product is annotated as fructose-1,6-bisphosphatase 1. Lineage: Eukaryota; Metazoa; Arthropoda; Insecta; Lepidoptera; Nymphalidae. Gene Ontology annotation, biological process: fructose metabolic process; fructose 6-phosphate metabolic process; fructose 1,6-bisphosphate metabolic process. The record is from RefSeq and is a predicted model, not a curated record. The transcript is spliced from 6 exons. Gene Ontology annotation, molecular function: fructose 1,6-bisphosphate 1-phosphatase activity. Gene Ontology annotation, cellular component: cytosol; cytoplasm. Bases 96 to 1106 code for a protein of 336 amino acids.
UGCAUUCUAUUUUUCUAGCCGUUCUCCAGUGCCGCGACAACAACUGAACGCGCUUCGCGUGGUUUUUGUUUGCGUUCAGUUAAUUUGUAAUCGAAAUGUCGCAGCAAGGCCCAGCUUUCGACGUGAACGCGAUGACCCUAACCCGAUGGGUCCUGGCACAGCAGAGGACGGCUCCAACGGCUACUGGGGACUUAACCCAGCUCCUAAAUUCCAUACAAACAGCAGUCAAGGCGAUACAAUCGGCCGUACGGAAAGCCGGCAUCGCUAAACUUCAUGGCAUCUCAGGCGACACGAACGUGCAGGGCGAGGAAGUCAAGAAGCUGGACGUGCUCUCCAACGACCUGUUCAUCAACAUGCUCAAGUCCUCCUUCACCGCCUGCCUGCUGGUGUCGGAAGAGAACUCCUCUGUUAUACAGGUCGAGACAGAAAGACGCGGUAAAUACGUAGUCUGCUUCGAUCCUCUGGAUGGUUCCUCAAACAUCGACUGUCUGGUGUCCGUCGGCUCCAUCUUCGCUAUUUAUAAAAAAACAACUCCAGGGGAGCCAAACGAGUCUGAUGCUCUACGUCCUGGCAACGAGCUGGUCACCGCAGGAUAUGCUCUGUACGGCUCGGCAACCAUGCUGGUGCUGUGCCUCGGCCGCGGCAAGGGCGUCAACGGCUUCCUAUACGACCCCUCCAUCGGGGAGUUCAUCCUCACAGACCCCAGCAUGCGGAUACCCGACAAGGGGAAAAUCUACUCCAUCAAUGAGGGAUACGCCGCAGAGUGGUCAGAAGGGUUAAAGAACUACAUAGAGGAGAAGAAGCGGCCCAAGACCGGCAAAGCGUACGGCGCGAGAUACGUGGGCUCCAUGGUGGCUGAUGUGCACCGCACCAUCAAAUACGGCGGCAUCUUCAUGUACCCCGCCACCACCUCCGCGCCUAAGGGGAAACUGCGUCUAUUAUAUGAAUGCAAUCCCAUGGCGUUUAUAGUAACGGAAGCGGGUGGCUUGGCCUCCAACGGCACCACACCCAUCCUUGACAUCAAGCCGACAUCCAUCCACGAGCGCGCGCCCUGCUACCUCGGCUCCAAGCUCGAUGUUGAAGAGUUGCUGCGAUUUCUCAACUGAAUUGUAAUAUUUAUGUUAUAUGGAUAGUAUAACUCGUGCCAAUAAACUAAAAAUGGUGGCGUUAAUCUCUCCCUCUCACUCAUACAUAUGUGUAUAGUGUGCGAGAGAGACGGAAUGAUUAGUCACUUGGUUUCGAUUUGUUUCUUUAUUGGCACGAGUCAUACUGCCGGGUCAUUUCACGUAAAAAUACAGCUGGGCGACACGAAGGUGGAGGGGUUGUUUAUAUUCAUAAUUUUCAGGAAGGUUUGAAAGUUUUUUUUGGAAAAUCCUCAAUUUAAAAAAAAAAUGCACCCGUGCGGAUGCCGGGGCGCGUCGGUAAUAAAGAAAUAAAAACUGCAAAAAUAUCAUAAAUCUCGUAUACAGCUCAGGAAUGGAACCCGCAUUUUUCACGCGUAUAGAUGCCCCCACCAACAUAUCCUCACUUCACGCCACCAGAUAGAUCGAUAAAUCGCCUACUGCGCAGGUACAAUGUCGCGGUGUUUUUACGUUGAACUGUACUGAUAUUUCUUUAAUCCUGUUUUUGUGCCAACUUAUAUGUAGGGAGUAGGGACCAAAAGGGAAGUUUUUAAUAUAUGUAAGUCUUUCUAUAAAAAAUAGAGAUCCAUAAUUAAAAACUCGCCCUAAAUUAUUUUGAUAAGAGUAUAUUGAAUAUUUUGAUGGAAGAUCCUUUAAAAUUAAUAAACAAUUAAAAUGUUCUGUUGUUAAGCUGAGUCUAAAUAAAACAUUUAAUUUUAAAAAUAA